AUGGAACAGGACAACCAGACAUGGGUGCAUGAAUUCAUCCUCCUUGGCCUGUCCAGUGACUGGAACACUCAAGUCUCCCUCUUCAUCCUGUUCUUGCUGAUGUACCUGCUGACAGUAUUGGGGAACUUCCUCAUCAUUCUUCUGAUCAGACUGGACAGCAGACUCCACACUCCCAUGUACUUCUUUCUCAACAAUCUGUCCCUGGUGGAUGUGUCUUAUGCCACAAGCAUAGUCCCCCAGUUGCUGGCUCAUUUCCUUGCCACACACAAAGCAAUUCCAUUUCUAAGUUGUGCAGCCCAGUUAUUUUUUUCCUUGGGCUUGGGUGGGAUUGAGUUCCUUCUCCUGGCAGUGAUGGCCUAUGACCGCUAUGUGGCAGUGUGUGACCCUCUGAGGUAUUCAGUCAUCAUGCAUACAGGGCUAUGCACAAGGCUCGUCAUCACAUCUUGGGUCAGUGGCUCCCUCAACUCUCUUGUGCACACUGCUAUCACCUUCCAGCUGCCCAUGUGCACAAAUAAGUAUAUUGAUCACAUUUCCUGUGAAAUUCUAGCUGUGGUCAGAUUGGCCUGUGUGGACACUUCAUCCAAUGAAAUUGUGAUCAUGGUUUCUAGCAUUGUCUUGCUUAUGACCCCUUUUUUCCUAGUUCUCUUGUCUUACAUCCAGAUCAUCUCCACCAUUCUGAAAAUCCAGUCCACAGAGGGAAGGAGAAAGGCCUUCCACACGUGUGCCUCCCACCUCACUGUGGUAACACUAUGCUAUGGUACCACCAUUUUUACCUACAUCCAGCCCCACUCCAGCCCCUCGGUCCUUCAGGAGAAGUUGAUUUCCCUUUUUUAUGCCAUAUUGAUGCCCAUGCUGAACCCUAUGAUUUAUAGUCUAAGGAAUAAGGAGGUAAAAGGAGCCUGGCAGAAACUAUUAGGGAAAUUAUCUGGGUUCACAUCAAAACUGACAAGUGGAUGA
Molecule: messenger RNA, 957 nt
Organism: Rattus rattus (black rat)
Lineage: Eukaryota; Metazoa; Chordata; Mammalia; Rodentia; Muridae
Product: olfactory receptor-like protein OLF3
Exons: 1
Coding region: 1-957 (318 amino acids)
Biological process (GO): G protein-coupled receptor signaling pathway
Cellular component (GO): membrane
Molecular function (GO): G protein-coupled receptor activity; olfactory receptor activity
Source: RefSeq, a predicted model, not a curated record